AUGGGGUGCAGUGCUUCUAUGUAUGCAGUCGGGAAGAGAAAGAAGAAGACAAGUAUACCAGAAGUGGUAGUGUAUGUUCCUUCAAUGAGAAUACCAGCACAAUCUGAUCUUCAAAGGCCACUUAGAGGGUUAAUUCCACAAGAUCUUGUUGAUAGGUUGGCUUGUCUUCGCAACCAGAUUGUGUUAGUGGCUGAGGAAACUGGUGGAUCUGCUGUAGCUGAACUGAGAAGGGCAUUGGAAGGGUACUUGUCUCUUCUUAUUGGGCUCACCAAGAAAGAACAUGGACUUGAGGACUUGGUGGAGUUCAAAUGGAAAAAUCUGGUCGAUGGCCGGCAGGAAAACUCUGUGGCAAACUCCGGGUAUGAAUUACUAUCUGCCAUUCACAUGAUAGCAAUGCUUACUUUGUCGGAGGCUAACUCAUUGAUGAUCCCUAAGGAUCACUCUGGUUCUGGCAUUAGGGUUGUAUCAUCUUCAGAUUGUAAGAGGGAUGCUGUUGAUUUACUGCUUAAGGCAUCAGGAACCUUGGUCUUCUGUGUCCGUGAAAUCUUGGCUCAUUUAUCACCAGAUGUCAAGAAAAAGUUUUCAAAAGACUUCCAAGAUGGUGUCCUGGAGGCUAUAUCCAUUCAAGCGCUAGGCCAGGGAACUGAAAUUCAGCUUGGUUUAGCUGUCGAAAGUCAAAAGGCUUCUUUGUCGGUGAAGAGGAGGUUAGCAUGUGAACAGCUGAUCUACUUUGGUCAGGCUUAUCACUGCUUGCCAGAGUCUGACACGAGCACUGGGCGUGGAAAGAAGCAUCUCUGGUUCAUCAAGUGGAAGUUCCUUGAAGCAAAGGCUGCAGCUUACUACUACCAUGGUCUGAUCCUUGACAAGGGCACUGAACCAGCUUGUCAUGUUACUGCUGUGUGCUGUUUUCUAGCUGCAGAUGGACUUCUGUCAGAGAGCAAGAAGGCCUGCUUAACCUUUUGCCUAACAGCUCCUGUUACCAGAUCUCCUCCGCUUUGGGGUGCAAUGAAGCACUUGCAUCAGAAAAUUCCUGAAGUUGCAGCAAGGAAGUCUCAGAUGUAUGGCUACCUCUUGGAAGAAGAGAAGUGA
Molecule: messenger RNA, 1089 nt
Organism: Dovyalis caffra
Lineage: Eukaryota; Viridiplantae; Streptophyta; Magnoliopsida; Malpighiales; Salicaceae
Source: the annotation of a GenBank genome assembly